Molecule: messenger RNA, 10324 nt
Organism: Salmo salar (Atlantic salmon)
Lineage: Eukaryota; Metazoa; Chordata; Actinopteri; Salmoniformes; Salmonidae
Source: RefSeq, a predicted model, not a curated record
CUGGUAGCCGCAGUCACACGGUCCGCUAGGGGUUGUCCGCUGUGGUGCGCUCUACAGCAAACAGCUUCCCUUUAACACGGACAGAGCGCGUCAACUGUGAACAACAAGCUUUUUCCUUUCUUUUCUUUAUUUUAAAUGGAAGUUUAGGACAAAAAAAGGGGGGGGGGGAAUUAUAUCCGCUUGGUCACAACUCUACACCGCGACUGACCGUAGAGAAACAGUUAUCCCGCCCGGCUGAGGAGAAACAGCCAUGGCUAUUAUAACCUGCCGAGUGCAGUAUUUGGAGGACUCGGACCCUUUCGUGUGUACCAACUUCCCGGAGCCACGGAGACCGCCGCCCUAUGAUCUGGAUGAAAACAUCGCCUUGAUCGAACAGAUAGCCGGGGUUCACAAACUCCUGGAGGCACCGCUGAAGUUGGAGGAGUGUGCUCUGCAGAUGGCCCCCAAUGGGAACUACCUGGACCUGGACCUAUCUCUGGGGGAACAGAAAGACGAUGUGGAACAGCUCUAUGACGACGUGGCUAAAGGGAAGAAACCCAUCCUGAUCCUGAGAACUCAGCUAUCUGUCAGAGUCCACUCCAUUCUAGAGAAGCUGUACAACUCUCAUGGACCUGAGCUCCGGAGGUCCCUGUUCUCCCUCAAGCAGCUCUUCCAGGACGAUAAAGACCUGGUGCCAGAGUUUGUGAAUUCAGAAGGCUUGAUGUGUUUCAUCAAGGUUGGAGUGGAGGCAGACCACAACUACCAGAACUACAUUCUCCGAGCCCUCAGUCAGAUCAUGCUGUUUGUAGAUGGGAUGAACGGUGUGAUCGACCACAAUGACACUGUUCAGUGGCUCUACACUCUCAGUGGCAGCCUGUCUCGUCUGGUGGUGAAGACAGCUCUGAAGCUUCUGAUAGUGUUUGUAGAGUACACAGAAUUGAACAGUCCUCUACUCAUCCAGGCUGUCAACACUGUGGAUGGCAAGAGAGGUGUGAAGCCGUGGUCAUACCUGACAGAGAUCCUGGAGGAGAAGAAUGGCACAGACACCGAGCUGUUCAUCUUAACCAUGAACCUCAUCAACAAGACCCUUGCGUCCCUCCCGGACCAGGACUCGUUCUAUGACGUGACCGAUUGUCUGGAACAGCAAGGGAUGGAACACAUUAUGCACAAACACAUGAGCAGCAAGGUCACUGAGCCAGACCUGAAACAACAGUUCACCAUAUAUGAGAGGGCUCUGAGGCACGAGGACGGAGAGAUGGAUGCUGCACCUCACAUCAGGAAGGAGAGGAGGAAGGUGACAGCCAGCGAACAGGAGGGCAGGAGGAACAGGAGAUCUUCAGCUCAGAACCUCCCCGACAUCCUCUCCUCUUCCUCCCCUACUACAUCCAACACUAUCGCUCUCUCCUCCUCCUCCUCCCCUACUACAUCCAACACUAUCUCUCUCUCCUCCUCCUCCUCUACUCCUCUCUCCCCUUCCACCUCCUCUCCUUUCUCUCCCACCUCGUCCACUCUCUCCCCUUCCACCUCCUCUCCUUUCUCUCCCACCUCCUCCUCCACUCUCUCCCCUUCCACCACCUCUCCUUUCUCACCCUCCUCCUCCUCACCUUCCAACAGUCCUACAGCAGGGCUGAGUAGGACCACCUCCCCUCUCCCCUCCUCCUCCCCCUCCCAUAGCUCCUCACCCCUCACCCCAACCUCCAGCCCAUCAGACUCUGGUUCUCAGAGGUCCUCUCCUCUACCGCCCCCUGAGGUGACCAACGGUACUGCAGCUUCCCCGUCUCCCACUGAACAGGAGCCCAAGGCAACCGCCAACCUGGGGCGAUCAUUCCUCAGUCACCACAUGUCCGCCUUGGGGAUCAGUAGGAGGUCACGGCUCUUUAACAAGGCUGGUUCCAUCUCUGAGGAACCUGCUCCUUCUGCCUCUCCAGCAGCAAGCAGCCCGUCUCCUACUGACUUGGCUGGCCCUGAGAAGCAACAGCAGCCCCAGACGGUCCGGGAGCAACUAGGGAACAAGACGGAGAGGAACACCUUCAGCUCUGAGCAGGUCAGCCACAGUGCCUUUUGCCCAGAGGACUGUAAUGUUAAUAUGGACAAGCCAGUCCUCAGGAAGUUUCAAGGCACCUUCCUCCGCAACCUGGUCGCCACCCAGUGGGAGAAGACGAGUAGGAGCCAACACGAGAAGCUCCAGGAUAAACUGUCCCAGGAUGACCCCAUAGUCACGUCCCCCAGGGCAGAGGAGGAGACCUCCUCUGCAGACAGCAGCCCCAGUACACCCACUGAAGCCCCAUUCCAGGCCAGCGGUUCAGAAACAGAGCCAGAGCUCCACGCAGGGGGGCAGGUCUCAGGAGAGACUGGCCCCAUCCAGAGCGCCCUGGAGCAGCCUCACCCAGCAGACACCCAGGCGACCCAUAAUGAUCCAGGUGUCAGUGUCCAACAGAACACCAUCUCCAAUGAGAAGAAGUUCAUGCUGAACAUGCUUUACGCCAAGAACUUCUCAGCCGGUCCCCUGAAGAGCCCGUCAGGCACCGACCCUGACCCCGAGGAGAGCCUCUCCGGAGAGCCAGAGGAUCACAGAGGGCUGGGCAGGGCUGGUAGCAGUGUGAAGGAGCGUCUAUCUAACCUCAAGGCCCACCAGGCCCAGCCUCUACCCAGCGAGGACAACAGUUUCAGGAGGGCAGAGCUGCAGGGUCUGGGUGGCAGUGCCCAGGCAGCGCGGGCCAGGCUGGCAGAGGAGCAGCAGAACCGGCGUGUCCGUCCGCAGUACAGCAUCGAUGCAGAGACCCACUCCCGAAACCUAGAGAGAACCCAGAUGACCCCUCUGACCAGGGACAGACAGACUGACGCCUGGGACCUGCUCCAACCCAGCUCCAAAGCUCUGAAGAUUAAAGACCUGGACUUCUCUGACCUCAUGGAGGAGGAGGAUAUAGAUGUUCUGGACGUGGAUGUCUUUGACGUGGGUGUUGGUCGGGCCAGUGGUGGUGGUGGUGGCGUCCCACCUCCUCCUCCACCUAUGCCUGGACUAGCCUCCGCUCCUCCACCCCCUCCUCCUCCUCCUCCUCCUGGGGCUCCGUGUCUGAGUCCCCCUCCUCCACCUCUUCCCCCACCGGGUGGAGGUCUCUGCUCCCCUCUUCCUCCCCCUCCUCCUGGAGCUCCCCCUCCACCUUUCUCCUCCUCUUCCUCCCAGCCUCCAGACCCGGCCUUUGCCAAGAAGAGAAAGACGGUCAAGUUGUUCUGGAAAGAACUCAAACAGUCAGACAGUCCCAGGAAGUGUAAAUUCGGACGCGGGACGGUGUGGGCAUCGCUGGAUAAGGUCACCGUGGAUACGGCCAAGCUGGAACACCUGUUUGAGUCCAAGGCCAAGGAGCUCCCCGUGGCUCUAAAGAAAGGAGCAGAAGUGAAGAAGGCAGAGAUACUGGUGUUAGAUUCUAAGAGGAGCAACGCCAUCAACAUCGGAAUGACCGUACUACCGGCUGUCCACGUCAUCAAGACCGCCAUCCUCAACUUUGACGAGUUUGCCAUCAACAAGGAAGGCAUCGAGAAAAUCCUGACGAUGACUCCUAGUGAGGAGGAGAAGCAGAAGAUCCAGGAGGCUCAGCUGGCUAACCCCGACGUCCCCCUGGGCUCAGCAGAACAGUUUCUCCUCACCCUAUCGUCCAUCAGUGGCCUCAGCGCUCGACUACAGCUCUGGGCCUUCAAACUCAACUAUGAAACCCUGGAGAAGGAGAUAGCUGAGCCUCUCUUCGACCUGAAACUAGGCAUGGAGCAGCUCGCCAAAAACAAAACCUUUAAGCGCAUCCUAGCAACGCUUUUGGCCAUUGGAAACUUCCUCAACAGUACCAGUGCUAAAGGUUUUGAGCUGAACUACUUGGAGAAGGUAACCGAGGUGAAGGAUACGGUCCACAGACAGUCUCUGCUCCAUCACACCUGUAACUUCAUAGUAGACAACUACACGGACACCUCCGAUGUCUAUUCUGAGAUCCCCUCCAUCACACGCUCUGCUAAAGUGGAGUUUGAGCAGCUGUCAGAUAACCUGGUUCAGCUGGAGAGGAAGUGUAAGACAUCGUGGGACAAUCUAAAGGUGAUGUCUAAACACGAGACCAAGGCUGUCCUGAAGAACAAGUUGACCGACUUCCUUAAAGACUGUACAGAGAGGAUUAUCAUCCUGAAGGUGGUUCACAGACGCAUCAUCAACAGGUUCCAUUCCUUCCUGCUGUACCUAGGUCAGCCAUCCUACUCUGUUCGGGACACUAAAGUCACCCACUUUUGUAAGAUUAUCAGUGAGUUUUCUCUGGAGUACCGGACCACCAGGGAGAGGGUCCUGACCCAGAAACACAAGCGGGCUACCCACAGGGAACGCACCAAGACCAGGGGAAAGAUGAUCACUGAGACGGAGAAGUUCUCUGGUGCGGUCUCUCCCCAGUCCCAGGACAGCCCCUCCCUUGUCUCCAGGCCUGUAGAUCCAGAGCCGGCCCAGGAGGAGCAUGAGAACAUGAAGAACAUCCUCAACAUCUCCAGCAGCACCGACCACCAGGGGAACCUGCGCCGCAACCGGGGCUACCGCAGUCUAGGCCCAGUUUCUCCAUCCCAGAUGUCUGUGGCCAAAGAGGACAGUGCCAGCUCCCAGGAUGAUGCUACGGAUGAGAUCAUGGAUCGCCUAGUCAAGUCUGUUACCAGGAACCCCACAGAGAGGCCGUCCAGCCCCAAGACACGCAAACGCUCCCGCCUCAACAGGAAGUCGUUGAGGAGGACUCUGAAGAGCGGACUAAGUGUCGACGUGGUUCAGGCUCUGGGACUCAGCAACAAGACUGGUGACAAGCUCUGAACACACAGACCUACACAGACUGGUGACAAGCUCUGAACACACAGACACACACAGACCUACACAGACUGGUGACAAGCUCUGAACACACAGACACACACAGACCUACACAGACUGGUGACAAGCUCUGAACACACAGACACACACAGACCUACACAGACUGGUGACAAGCUCUGAACACACAGAGACACACAGACCUACACAGACUGGUAGCAAGCUCUGAACACACAGACACACACAGACCUACACAGACGGGUGACAAGCUCUGAACACACAGAGACACACAGACCUACACAGACUGGUAGCAAGCUCUGAACACACAGACACACACAGACCUACACAGACUGGUGACAAGCUCUGAACACACAGAGACACACAGACCUACACAGACAGACUGAGACACAGUACUACUACACACACCAGCAAUGAAGAGGAAGGAUGAAGUCAUGCCAGUACCAAGGGCCUGGAUCUGAGAAAGGCCUGAUUUGACAUAAAGAAGAGACAGUACAUAUAGGAAGGACAUGCUGGUGCUGACUACAGUCCCGUCCCCCCCAGAAGAGACAGUACAUAUAGGAAGGACAUACUGGUGCUGACUACAGUCCCCCCCCCCCCAGAAGAGACAGUACAUGUAGAAAGGACAUGCUGGUGCUGACUACAGUCCCGUCCCCCCAGAAGAGACAGUACAUAUAGGAAGGACAUGCUGGUGCUGACUACAGUCCCGUCCCUCCCCAGAAGAGACAGUACAUAUAGGAAGGACAUGCUGGUGCUGACUACAGUCCCCCCCCCCAGAAGAGACAGUACAUGUAGGAAGGACAUGCUGGUGCUGACUACAGUCCCCCCCCAGAAGAAACAGUACAUGUAGAAAGGACAUGCUGGUGCUGACUACAGUCCCGUCCCCCCAGAAGAGACAGCACAUAUAGGAAGGACAUGCUGGUGCUGACUACAGUCCCGUCCCCCCCCCAGAAGAGACAGUACAUGUAGAAAGGACAUGCUGGUGCUGACUACAGUACCCCCCCUAAGGCUGGGGUUGUUCCUGUCUCACUACAUAACACCCAUAACACCCGUUUCUCUUCACGUCGUGCUGGAAGAUAUGAAAAACUCUACUGUUCAUUGUUUAGUUUUUUUCCUCUAAAUGGACGAGUCACUCGGUAGAAACGUGGCUGAAGGCUGGAGAAGUGUUUCAGGAAACGUGGCUGAAGGCUGGAGAAGUGUUUCAGGAAACGUGGCUGAAGGCUGGAGAAGUGUUUCAGGAAACGCGGCUGAAGGCUGGAGAAGUGUUUCAGGAAACGCGGCUGAAGGCUGGAGAAGUGUUUCAGGAAACGCGGCUGAAGGCCUGGAGAAGUGUUUCAGGAAACGCGGCUGAAGGCCUGGAGAAGUGUUUCAGGAAACGCGGCUGAAGGCCUGGAGAAGUGUUUCAGGAAACGUGGCUGAAGGCUGGAGAAGUGUUUCAGGUAUUGAUGUAAAUAUACAGAUGUUUUGCUGUGGUAGACAUCAUGAUGUAUCAUAUUUAAGAGAUUUAUACAGUAUGAUGUACAUUUAACUGAACAUUAAGGACAAAUGAGACUAUUUUUAAAGACUACUGCGUGUCUGGAAUCAGGGUGGUGGAGGGGGGUAACAGGAUGUUUUAGUCAAGAAGUGGUUGAAUAUAAACUCUGGUAUAAUUAUUAUUAUAAUGGAUAAAAGCAUCAGAUGUUAUUAACUUUUUAUAAUUAUAGUGUGAGAGAGUCUAAUGUUUUAUAUGCUGUUAAAUAGAGGUCAUGUUGAGCCUGGUCUCAGACAAUAUACACACACACUGAGACGUCACACUGAGACGUCACUGAGACACACACACACACAGAGAGAGAGACGUCUCAGACAACACACACACACACACACACAGAGAGGGACGUCUCAGACAAUACACACACACACACAGAGAGGGAGAGAGACGUCUCAGACAAUACAUACACAGAGAGGGACGUCUCAGACAAUACACACACACACAGAGAGAGAGCGAGACGCCUCAGACAACACACACACACACACACAGAGAGGGCCGUCUCAGACGACACACGAGGUGAUCUGAUCUAGACAGAGGACAUAUAAACCAGGUCACAUGCCCACAUUAUUUAUCACACACACAAACCUUGUUUCACUGUUAAUAUUUGGACCCCACGGGGGGUGUGUGUGUGUGAGAGUCUAGGUACUGUACGGGGGUGGUGUGUGUGUGUGUGUGUGUGUGUGUGUGUGUGUGUGUGUGUGUGUGUGUGUGUGUGUGUGUGUGUGUGUGUGUGUGUGUGUGUGUGUGUGUGUGUGUGUGUGUGUGUGUUGUGUGUAAGUCUAGGUACUGUACGGUGUGUAGUAUUUUACCCGCUGUAUCAUAUUUCAGUUCAGGAGGGUUGAUUGUUCCAACACACACCUUUAGGAUUCAACCUCUGGUCAUAUAGAACAACCUCUGGUCAUAUAGAACAGCAUAAAACACCCUCUGGUCAUAUAGAACAACCUCUGGUCAUAUAGAACAGCAUAAAACACCCUCUGGUCAUAUAGAACACCCUCUGGUCAUAUAGAACACCCUCUGGUCAUAUAGAACAGCAUCUGGUCAUAUAGAACAACCUCUGGUCAUAUAAAACACCCUCUGGUCAUAUAGAACAGCAUAAAACAACCUCUGGUCAUAUAGAACAGCAUAAAACACCCUCUGGUCAUACAGAACAGCAUAAAACAACCUCUGGUCAUAUAGAACAGCAUAAAACAACCUCUGGUCAUAUAGAACAGCAUAAAACACCCUCUGGUCAUAUAGAACAGCAUAAAACACCCUCUGGUCAUAUAGAACAACCUCUGGUCAUAUAGAACAGCAUAAAACAACCUCUGGUCAUAUAGAACACCCUCUGGUCAUAUAGAACAGCAUAAAACAACCUCUGGUCAUAUAGAACAGCAUAAAACAACCUCUGGUCAUAUAGAACAACCUCUGGUCAUAUAGAACAGCAUAAAACAACCUCUGGUCAUAUAGAACAGCAUAAAACAACCUCUGGUCAUAUAGAACAACCUCUGGUCAUAUAGAACAGCAUAAAACACCCUCUGCUCAUAUAGAACAGCAUAAAACACCCUCUGGUCAUAUAGAACAACCUCUGGUCAUAUAGAACAGCAUAAAACAACCUCUGGUCAUAUAGAACACCCUCUGGUCAUAUAGAACAGCAUAAAACACCCUCUGGUCAUAUAGAACAGCAUAAAACACCCUCUGGUCAUAUAGAACAGCAUAAAACACCCUCUGGUCAUAUAGAACAACCUCUGGUCAUAUAGAACAGCAUAAAACAACCUCUGGUCAUAUAGAACACCCUCUGGUCAUAUAGAACAGCAUAAAACACCCUCUGGUCAUAUAGAACAGCAUAAAACACCCUCUGGUCAUAUAGAACACCCUCUGGUCAUAUAGAACAGCAUAAAACAACCUCUGGUCAUAUAGAACACCCUCUGGUCAUAUAGAACAGCAUAAAACAACCUCUGGUCAUAUAGAACACCCUCUGGUCAUAUAGAACAGCAUAAAACACCCUCUGGUCAUAUAGAACAGCAUAAAACACCCUCUGGUCAUAUAGAACAACCUCUGGUCAUAUAGAACAGCAUAAAAUAACCUCUGGUCAUAUAGAACACCCUCUGGUCAUAUAGAACAGCAUAAAACAACCUCUGGUCAUAUAGAACAGCAUAAAACAACCUCUGGUCAUAUAGAACACCCUCUGGUCAUAUAGAACAGCAUAAAACACCCUCUGGUCAUAUAGAACAGCAUAAAACACCCUCUGGUCAUAUAGAACAGCAUAAAACACCCUCUAGUCAUAUAGAACAACCUCUGGUCAUAUAGAACAGCAUAAAACAACCUCUGGUCAUAUAGAACACCCUCUGGUCAUAUAGAACAGCAUAAAACACCCUCUGGUCAUAUAGAACAGCAUAAAACACCCUCUGGUCAUAUAGAACACCAUCUGGUCAUAUAGAACAGCAUAAAACACCCUCUGGUCAUAUAGAACAGCAUAAAACACCCUCUGGUCAAUAGAACAGCAUAAAACACCCUCUGGUCAUAUAGAACACCCUCUGGUCAUAUAGAACAGCAUAAAACAACCUCUGGUCAUAUAGAACACCCUCUGGUCAUAUAGAACAGCAUAAAACAACCUCUGGUCAUAUAGAACAACCUCUGGUCAUAUAGAACAGCAUAAAACAACACUUACACCCUUAAUGUUAAGUGUAAUUCCACUCCGUGUAACGACGCCACUCUGUCUCCAACGUGCACAGUAGCGAUGAACUAACGGUGACCUCUGUUUCCAAGGUACACGGUAUUGUAUAUACAGAGAGAGAUAUACGUUCACGUCCAAGGAAAGAUAUUGUUAUGUCCCCGGGGGGGAUCCACGGGGGGGUCCACGGGGGGAUCCAUGAUCCACGGGGGGAUCCAUACAGUGUCUUUCUGAAAUACAAUAAUUUUAAGGGCAGCGUUUUUGAAGGAAGUUCUGACUAUGAUAUGUAGAGAAUAAAGAGAUUUGCCUGUUUGCACUGGGAGGUGGGGUAUGAUACAAUAGCAAGGAUAACGUUGUCAAGACUUCACUGUUUUCUGAUCACGUGUUCACUUCCCUUAGUUGUGUUGAAUACAGUUGUGUUUACCUGUGUGUAUACCUGUGUGUAUACCUGUGUGUUUACCUGUGUGUAUACCUGUGUGUAUACCUGUGUGUUUACCUGUGUGUAUUGAGUUGUGUAUAUGAAGUGUGUUUCAGUUGUUCUAGGUGGAAUGCGUACUGCAUGUUGUUUACACAUUCACUAUUUCCUGUAGAUAUAUGUACUCCACGGCAGUGUCCCAAAUCACACCCUAUUCCCUAUAAACAGUAGUUCUUCGCAUGUGUCCCAAAUCACACCCUAUUCCCUAUAUACAGUAGUUCCCCGCAUGUGUCCCAAAUCACACCCUAUUCCCUAUAUACAGUAGUUCCAUGUGUGUGUCCCAAAUCACACCCUAUUCCCUAUAUACAGUAGUUCCACGCUUGUGUCCCAUAUCACACCUUAUUCCCUAUAUACAGUAGUACACUACUUUUGACUAGCGCCCAUAGGGCUUUGUUCAAAAGUACCGCAAUAUGUAGGGAGAAGGGUGCCAUUUUUAAAACGUACCUCGCUUCAGUCACUAUUCUGAGGCACAUAUGUUAAAGAUAGACCCUCGUCCCCUUCCUCCUCUGUGUAUGUGUUCUGGUCAUUUAAACCCUGUUUUGAAAUUAUUUGAACCUUCUGGUAAAGAUCACCUGUUUUUUUUAUUUUUUUAUUGUACGACAGUGUUCUGCCUGCUGUUACGAUGCCCGUUUUUUUUAAAUGGAGAAUUAAAGUUACUUUCUAUUGUUACGAUCUAUCUGAGGACACGAUGGCCGUAUUAUGAGACUAUGUGUGUGUCUGUGUGGACACAGGAGCGACGGCAAACUGUAACUAAAUGUUAAAUGGUUGUAAUAAUGCUUAAUUGAAGUCUUAUUUUAAGUGUUUUAUCGUCAUAUGUUUCCCAAAUGAAUAAAAACAUGAAUAAAAACAUCUUCAAGCAUA